Molecule: messenger RNA, 696 nt
Organism: Saccostrea echinata
Lineage: Eukaryota; Metazoa; Mollusca; Bivalvia; Ostreida; Ostreidae
Exons: 5
Coding region: 1-696 (231 amino acids)
Cellular component (GO): plasma membrane
Source: RefSeq, a predicted model, not a curated record
AUGAAGUGCAGUGGAAAUAAGCAACAAAUGUGUGGUGGAAUUUAUAGAAUGAACAUCUAUAGGAAUCCAAACUACAAAAAAGAUCAAGAACAACCAUUAUAUUUGGGGUGCUUUCAAGACCAGCCCAAACGAACCUUAGCCGGAAAGUUUACAAUGACGACAUCCAUGACCAUUGAAACCUGCAAGAAUAUUUGUACAAAGGAAAACAACCAGUUCUACGGUGUCCAGUAUUCCCAUCAAUGUUUCUGUGGAGAUUCUCUUACAACAACUAUUCCCAGAUCAGAGAAGGAAUGCAACAUGAAAUGUAGUGGAAAUAAGCAACAAAUGUGUGGUGGAAUUUAUAGAAUGAACAUCUAUAGGAAUCCAAACUACAAAAAAGAUCAAGAACAACCAUUAUAUUUGGGGUGCUUUCAAGACCAGCCCAAACGAACCUUAGCCGGAAAGUUUACAAUGACGACAUCCAUGACCAUUGAAACCUGCAAGAAUAUUUGUACGAAGGAAAACAACCAGUUCUACGGUGUCCAGUAUUCCCAUCAAUGUUUCUGUGGAGAUUCUCUUACAACAAAUAUUCCCAGAUCAGAGAAGGAAUGCAACAUGAAAUGUAGUGGAAAUAAGCAACAAAUUUGUGGUGGAAUUUAUAGAAUGAACAUCUAUAGGAAUCCAAACUACAAAAAAGAUCAAGAACAAGAACAAUGA